AUGGGAAACAAAAAGGCUUCCAUUCUCCCCUACCGCAGGGGUUCUGGGUCCUCAGAAGCGGAUUUCUUUGAUAUCCCCGACGAGCCAUGUCUUGCAAUUGUGAAGCGGCAACUAAGACACAUUCGGACCUGGAUUUUCUUCGCGAUCUUCAUCCUUCUGAUACUUUGGUUUCGCCGUGAAGCCCCUUCACCUGCUCCUGUCUCGCAUAUCGACUAUGGUAAGGUUGAUUGGUCGCGUUACGCCUACAGUCAGUAUGCGACGUCGAGCGCAUAUCUUUGUAACGCCGUGAUGGUGUUUGAAGCCCUGGAGCGGUUAGGUAGCCGAGCGGAUAGAGUUCUUUUCUACCCCGAAGACUGGGAUAUGUUUGUUGCAGAUGAUCGUGACAGGGACAGCCAGUUGCUACAGCUCGCCAAGGAGAAGUAUAAGGUGUUGCUGAUACCUAUUAGUUCAGAAAUGAUCCAGGCUGGAGGAGGCUCUGGCGAAUCUUGGGAUAAGAGUAUCGCGAAAUUGCUCGCCUUUGGCGAGACAGAAUACGAUCGCGUCAUACACCUUGAUUCCGACGUGACCAUUCUCCAGAAGAUGGACGAGCUUUUCUUCCUCCCACCAGCCAAAGCCGCCAUGCCACGAGCUUACUGGGCGCUCCCGGAUACAAAGCAACUAUCGUCCCUGCUGAUCGUGAUUGAACCUUCUUAUCGCGAAUUCAAAGCCCUUAUGGAGAGUGCUCAGCCAGCUCUCUACGGUCAAGUGGGAGUUGAUUCGAAUGAAACAACACAUAGAUAUGAUAUGGAGCUGUUGAAUAAUCGCUAUGCCGAUUCGGCCUUGGUUCUUCCGCAUCGGCAGUACGGCCUAGUCACUGGCGAGUUCCGGAAAAAAGACCACAGCAAUUUCCUUGGAAAUGACUAUGAGACUUGGGAUCCUGACAAGGUCUUGGCAGAAGCCAAGCUCGUGCACUUCUCUGACUGGCCUUUGGCUAAGCCGUGGGUCAUGUGGCCGGUUAGUUUGCUGGCUGAGAUUCAACCCAGGUGCGACUACAAACCCGGCACACCUCAAGAGAAAGGGUGCCGUGAUCGGGAAGUAUGGAAGUCACUCUACCAAGACUUCCGUCAAAGACGAAAGGUUUGCGCAAAAAUUUGCAUGAUUCUAACAGAAUCUUGCUGA
Molecule: messenger RNA, 1158 nt
Organism: Aspergillus thermomutatus
Lineage: Eukaryota; Fungi; Ascomycota; Eurotiomycetes; Eurotiales; Aspergillaceae
Gene: GNT1
Product: glycosyltransferase family 8 protein
Exons: 2
Coding region: 1-1158 (385 amino acids)
Molecular function (GO): glycosyltransferase activity
Source: RefSeq, a predicted model, not a curated record